Molecule: messenger RNA, 2655 nt
Organism: Tetrahymena thermophila SB210
Lineage: Eukaryota; Ciliophora; Oligohymenophorea; Hymenostomatida; Tetrahymenidae
Product: transmembrane protein, putative
Exons: 4
Source: RefSeq, a predicted model, not a curated record
AUGUAAAAUUCUCUCCUCUAAAUAAUAACAGAAGAAGAAACAGAUCUUUUAGAUUUAGAGAUAUAUGAAAAAUUUCCUUAUUUAAGAGAAGAAAAAUAAAAAUUUAACGAAUAAGCUCAAAAUAUCUGUAAUUUAUAUGCUAUUAAUAGUAUAAUUGAAGAUGAAGAAACUUAAUAUUCAAUUGAUUAUUGUUACUUAUUAAGUCCAGUAAAAACUUAUGAAGAUCAAUAUUCUUAAUAUUCUAAAAAGAAUCCAUAAAUAAAAAAAUUUUAAGAUUCACCAAAAAAUGAACUUAUUAAAAAGUCACAAAGAUUUCCAAAAACCUCUUUAAACAAAAUAGAACAAGGAUUUUUUAGUUCAUUAUAAGAAAUUGUCUUUUAUAAAUUCAAAGAUUUGUUAAUUUCUAACUAGAAUUCUCAGUUUUAUGGAUUGGAUGAUAGUAUAAUUGAAUUAAAUGAGAUAAAAUUAGAUGGUGAUGGUAGAAUUACUUAUAAAAAUAAAUAGGAUUUGAAAGCAGUUACUUUUUUAAUAUCUGGAUAUUUAACUUAGGAUUUCUCAGCCUCAGAAAAUUUUUAAGUAUUAGCAAAUACUAAGAACAAAGAAUGCUAAGACAAUUUGUUUAUUUUUUUCAAAUGGUCUGAUAGCAGACUUUACAAAAUUUUAGACAAAUUUUUAAAUAAUUGUAUCAACAAUUAUGAACCUAAAAUUUAUCAAGAUUAUUUAAAAGAAUUGUUAGAUAGCUGUUUAUAAGAACAUUUUAAUUAAAUUGUAAUAACAAGUAUUUAUUGGUUGAUAUAAUUACUUGGAAAAUGCGUGAAGUUAGCUGGACCUUCCUUUUUUUAAAAUUAAAUUAAAUAAUUUAAAACAGCACUUGAUUCAAUAAUUGAAGACUUUUAAGCAACUUAUGAGCAGGCCAAAAUCGGUGGAGCGAUUUUAGCUGAAAGUAUAAACAAUCAAAAUUUGAUGGGAAGUUUAAAUAUAGAUUUUAUGGGCCAUAGCUUAGGAACUGUAGUCACUGCUUAUGCGUUGAAGAAUUUAUCUAUUCCAGCUAGAUAUUUGAUGCUUUUUGGAGGAGCUGCAACAAUAGAAGAAAUUGAAGACUACUAGCAAAAAUUUUAAAAGUGUUAUAAUUUCUAUUCUGAUAAUGAUUCUGUGAUUAAAACAUUUCUAAUAAAGGUAAAGCUUAUUGGUGAUUAAGCAUUUAUAGAAAAGAAAAUGGUUGAUUCUCUGAUUAAAUUACUAGAAGAAGAAGAAGAAGACUUUCUAAGUUAAGAAAUUUAUGAAUAAUUUCCUUUUUUAAAGGAGGAAAAAGAAGCAUUUAAUACAUAGGCUAAAUCUUUUUGCUUAAAGUAAGCUGAAAAUAAAUUAGAAAAUGAAUAAGAUAAUCCUAACCUUAAAAGUAUUUCAGCUUUACAAAUAAAUUAAGCAGAUACUACAUCAGCUAUGCUUGGUGGCAAUUACCAACAAUCAAUAGACUCAAAAGAAGAAAAAGUUGUUGGAGAUAUGACAAAUGUAAUCUUGUAAAAAUUCGAAGAAUUGAAAAAGGAAAAAAUAAACUUAAAAGAAAGUUAUCAUUUUAAUGGAUUGGAUAAUAAUACAAUUGAAUGGGGUUAAAUAAAAAAGGAUAAAGAUGGUAGAAUCAAAUAUAAGAAUAAAUAGGAUUUAAAAAUAAUAACUUUUUUAAUAUCUGGUUAUACAACUUAGGAAUCUGAACCUUCAUAUAAUUUUGAAAAAUUAGCAAAUUCUAAUAACAUAGAAUCUUAAACAAACUUAUUUGUUAUUUUCAAAUGGUCAGAUAGCAGCAUUUUAAGAAUCAUAAAAACUUUUUUUAAAAAUUUUAUGGAUGAUUACUAAGAUGACAGUUAUUAAAAAUAUUUAAAAGAUAUGAUUAAUAAAUGGAUUGAAAAGUGGAAAUGUAGUGACAUAAUUAAGAAGAUCGCUUACUGGGUGAUAAAACUAUUAGUACUAUGCAUAAAAUUAGCAAAAUUUACUAGUUAUUUUCUUAGAAAAAUAAUUAACUUACUUGAAACAGCACUAGAUUCAAUAAUUGAAGAUUUUUAAGCCGCUUACUAGUAAUCUAAAAAUGGUGGUGCUGCAUUAGCUGAAUAUGUAAAUAGCUUGGAGUUAAUGGGGCAUUUAAAAAUAGAUUUUAUGGGACAUAGCUUAGGUACUGUAGUUACUGCUUAUGCAUUGAAAAAAUUGGCAAAACCAGCUAGAUAUAUAAUACUAAUGGGAGGAGCUGCAACAAUUACUGAAAUUGAAGAAUCCUACUAACGUUUUUAAAUGUGUUAUAACUUCUAUUCUACUCAUGAUAAUGUAAUUAAAAUAUUCCUUGAAUACGCAUAACUUAUAGGAGAUUAAGAUUUUAUAGGAACAAAGUCUUUUGGCUUAAACGAAAACUUUUUUAAUUAAAAUACAGAAAUUGAUCAUUUAGAUUAUAGCAAUAAAUAUUAAGAAUUUUAUGAUACUUCAAUGAAAUCAUUUGAAGAUCUCACUUACAAAAAUAGAAUACAAGUAGAAGAAAAAGUAAAGAAGUCAAUUAGCACCCCCGAGAAACCAAAUUAUAUGAAAAUAGGAGGAGCUAUACUAGGUAUUGCAGGAGGAUCCUUAUUAUUAUAUCUAUUUAUCAAACACUCCAAAAGAGUUUAUAACUGA